AUGAAGGCACACUGGACUCGCGAGAGUGUCGAGGCGGGUUUCGACCAAGCCCGCGCAGACCCCUCAGCCAUCCUGCUCGAUUCCUUCGGUCGACGAGUCUUCCGCCACAAUAGGAGAAUCAUAAAAUAUGGCGAACCCGUGAACUGCAGAGAGGCGAAAGCCCUGACAUUCAUCGCCGGGUCUGGAUUGAGCAUCCCCGUGCCAGAAGUAUACUCAUGCACCGACUGUGAGGGCAUAACGAUCAUCGACAUGGAGAUGGUCACCGGGGACACGUCGGAGAGUGUGUGGCCACAACUCUCACAGGAUGAAAAACACAGUUAUGCGCGUCAGCUACGCGGCAUCGUGAAUCAGCUUCGCUCGCUGGAGGGGGAUUACAUCGGUUCACUGGAUCAGGGCCCGGGGGUCGACGCUCGUCGAGGCACUCACCAAGGCGGCCCUUUUCCGGAUGAAGCAUCCUUCAACGACUUCUUGUUGAGUAACACCAUCUCCAAGACUCCCAGAGUGUAUCGAAAGAUGUUGGAGGGACUUCUUUCGACCUCUCACAAAACGGUCUUUACUCACGGGGAUUUGAGCCUGACUAACGUAGUAAUCAGAGAAGGACAAAUCGUUGGGGUGCUGGACUGGGAGACGGCCGGAUGGUACCCAGAGUAUUGGGAAUUUGUCCAGUUCUUCAGGGCAGUGUACAGCGACUAUCGCGAGUAUGCAGACAUUAUAUUUGACAAACUAUACCCGGAAGAGCUGAUGACCGAUCACUUCCUGAGCCACUUGACGAGGCAUUGA
Molecule: messenger RNA, 780 nt
Organism: Exophiala spinifera
Lineage: Eukaryota; Fungi; Ascomycota; Eurotiomycetes; Chaetothyriales; Herpotrichiellaceae
Exons: 1
Coding region: 1-780 (259 amino acids)
Source: RefSeq, a predicted model, not a curated record